ACCCGUUGCCAUCCCCGCAGUCUCUCUGUCCCCACUCUCUCUCUACAUUUUCCCGCAAGUUUCUCUCUCUACAUUUUCUCACCAGAAAGCUUCUUCGCGCACUCUCUCUCUCUACCAUCGCUCAUGGCCUUCGCUUCUCUUUUCCACCGCCACCUCCCCCGCCACCUCUCUCUCCUCUCUAAACCCCACCUCCGAUACUCUGCAACUUCCUCUCUCUCUUCAUCCUCGUCCUCCUCCAAGAAGGUCUCUGAUCGCAUAGUCAAGCUCGUCGCCAUUGAUCUCGAUGGCAGAAGGAGAGAUGUCAUCGGCCUCACAGGCCACACCCUCUUGAAAGCCCUAACCAACGCAGGCCUCAUUGAUCCCGAAUCCCACAGGCUCGAAGAUAUCGACGCGUGCUCGGCUGAAUGCGAGGUCAACAUCGCUCAAGAAUGGCUCGAUAAGCUCCCUCCUCCUUCAUACGAAGAAGAAUACAUUCUGAAAACGAAUGCUUUGAGGGGUGUCGCGAGCAAGCAUUCAAGGCUCGGGUGUCAGGUUGUUCUCUCUCCAGAGCUUCAAGGUAUGGUGGUCGCGAUCCCCGAGCCCAAACCGUGGGAUAUCCCUUAAUGGGGUUUUCAAUUUGGGGAGUUGAGAGAGAAAUACGUCUGCUUUUUGGUUGUUGAAUUGGUGGAGGAUUUGGGUUGAUGGGAACUUUGUUGGAUAAGAAUUUAUGUAAUUUCUAAUCUCUCUAAAUCUCUCUUUCUCUCUCUUCUUGAAUGGGUCGACUUCCCUUGGCUUCAAAUUGGGAGACCAUUUCCUUCUUUCUGUCUCUUCUAUUUUGGUGGAGGGAUUGUUAAGGAGUUUAGUUUGGUGUUUGGCUGAACAGGAACUUGAUACCAGGCAACUGUGACCAACUGUGAAAAAUAAAUUGCGAUUCUCUUAUUUGCUUUAAUCAUCUUUGUUUUUAUA
Amborella trichopoda is the source of this 945-nucleotide messenger RNA. RefSeq names its product 2Fe-2S ferredoxin-like superfamily protein. Gene Ontology annotation, molecular function: electron transfer activity; 2 iron, 2 sulfur cluster binding. The record is from RefSeq and is a predicted model, not a curated record. Gene Ontology annotation, biological process: P450-containing electron transport chain. Lineage: Eukaryota; Viridiplantae; Streptophyta; Magnoliopsida; Amborellales; Amborellaceae. Gene Ontology annotation, cellular component: mitochondrion.